Molecule: messenger RNA, 2407 nt
Organism: Phodopus roborovskii (desert hamster)
Lineage: Eukaryota; Metazoa; Chordata; Mammalia; Rodentia; Cricetidae
Gene: Gucy1a2
Product: guanylate cyclase 1 soluble subunit alpha 2
Exons: 8
Coding region: 43-2238 (731 amino acids)
Biological process (GO): cGMP biosynthetic process; response to oxygen levels
Cellular component (GO): guanylate cyclase complex, soluble
Molecular function (GO): heme binding; guanylate cyclase activity
Source: RefSeq, a predicted model, not a curated record
CGCCGCCACCUCGGCCUCGGCUGCAGCAGCGACUCCAGUAGCAUGUCUCGUAGGAAGAUCUCAUCAGAGUCCUUCAGCUCUCUGGGUUCUGACUACCUGGAAACCAGCCCAGAGGAGGAAGGGGAGUGCCCCCUGUCCAAGCUCUGCUGGAAUGGCAGCCGGAGCCCACCAGGGCCACCCGGCUCCAGAGCGGCUGCCACAGCUGCCACCCAGGUCCCCGCUGCCUCUGCCGCCUCCGCGGCCACAGCUGAUGCCGCCGCCGGUUCCAAGAAGGCGCAGCGCCGCCGGAGGGUCAACUUGGACUCCCUAGGCGAGAGCAUCAGCCUCCUGACAGCGCCCUCGCCUCAGACUAUACAACUGACUCUCAAGAGGACAUUGCAGUAUUAUGAACAUCAAGUUAUCAGUUAUAGGGAUGCAGAGAAGAAUUUCCACAAUAUCUCUAACAGAUGCUCCUAUGCAGACUAUUCCAACAAAGAGGAGAUUGAAGAUGUCUCAGGAAUUCUUCAGUGUACUGCUAAUGUACUCGGUCUGAAGUUCCAGGAAAUUCAAGAAAGAUUUGGUGAGGAAUUCUUUAAGAUAUGCUUUGAUGAGAAUGAGAGAGUCCUUCGAGCUGUGGGUAGUACAUUGCAGGACUUCUUCAAUGGCUUUGAUGCAUUGUUGGAACACAUUAGAACUUCUUUUGGGAAACAGGCAACUCUGGAGUCUCCAUCUUUCCUAUGCAAAGAGCUCCCUGAAGGUACUCUCAUGCUACACUACUUUCAUCCCCACCAUACUGUGGGGUUUGCAAUGCUGGGAAUGAUUAAGGCUGCAGGAAAGAGAAUCUAUCAUUUGAAUGUGGAAGUGGAGCAAAUUGAAAAUGAAAAUUUGUGUUCUGAUGGCUCAAGCCCAAGCAAUUGUAGCUGUCUUUCUUUCCUUAUCAAAGAAUCUGAAACUCUUAACGUCACACAGAAUAUUCCACGGGGUACUUCCCAAGUUCCUGCAGAUCUCAGAAUCAGUAUCAACACCUUCUGCAGAGCCUUCCCAUUCCAUUUGAUGUUUGACCCCACCAUGGCAGUUCUUCAGCUCGGGGAAGGCCUACGGAAGCAGCUUCGAUGUGACACUCACAAAAUGCUGAAGUUUGAGGACUGCUUUGAGAUAGUCUCUCCAAAGGUUAAUGCCACCUUUGAAAGGGUCUUGCUGCGACUAUCUACCCCGUUCGUGAUAAGGACCAAGCCUGAAGCUUCUGGUACUGAGAAUAAAGACAAGGUGAUGGAAAUCAAAGGACAAAUGAUCCAUGUCCCAGAAUCAAAUGCCAUUUUGUUUUUGGGCUCUCCAUGUGUGGACAAGUUAGAUGAACUCAUGGGCCGAGGACUACAUCUCUCAGACAUCCCUAUUCAUGAUGCUACCCGAGAUGUCAUUUUAGUUGGAGAGCAAGCAAAGGCCCAAGAUGGCUUAAAGAAGAGGAUGGAUAAAUUAAAGGCCACCUUAGAAAGAACUCACCAGGCCCUGGAAGAAGAGAAGAAGAAGACUGUGGAUCUGCUAUAUUCCAUUUUCCCCGGUGAUGUAGCCCAGCAGUUGUGGCAAGGACAGCAAGUGCAGGCUAGAAAGUUUGAUGAUGUCACCAUGCUCUUUUCAGACAUUGUGGGCUUCACAGCCAUAUGUGCCCAGUGUACUCCCAUGCAAGUAAUCAGCAUGCUCAAUGAACUCUACACAAGAUUUGAUCACCAGUGUGGAUUUUUGGAUAUUUACAAGGUGGAAACAAUAGGGGACGCAUACUGUGUUGCAGCAGGGCUGCAUAGAAAAAGCCUAUGCCAUGCCAAACCCAUUGCUCUGAUGGCCUUAAAGAUGAUGGAACUUUCAGAAGAGGUCCUGACUCCUGAUGGAAGACCCAUUCAGAUGCGGAUAGGCAUUCACUCAGGAUCUGUGCUAGCUGGUGUGGUUGGAGUGAGAAUGCCAAGAUACUGUCUUUUUGGAAAUAAUGUUACUCUUGCAAGCAAAUUUGAAUCUGGAAGUCAUCCUCGGCGCAUCAAUGUCAGCCCAACUACUUACCAAUUAUUAAAAAGAGAGGACAGUUUCACAUUUAUUCCUCGUUCUCGUGAAGAACUUCCAGACAACUUUCCAAAGGAAAUACCUGGGGUCUGCUACUUCCUGGAGGUCAGGACCGGUCCCAAGCCUCCAAAGCCUUCACUGUCUUCAUCAAGAAUUAAAAAGGUUUCCUACAAUAUCGGCACCAUGUUCCUCCGGGAGACAAGCCUGUGAGACCUGCUGAGGAUCAAAGACUCCUCCAAAAAGCACAAGCCCAGAACAUGGGUCUCAAGAGGGGAGGAAGACAUUGCUUCUCUUCCAAUGCUCUGUAAGAACAUAUAGUUUCUGUUCAAUGUCAUGCAAUAAUCAUCGAAAUGGUGAAUAACUGCUGCCAAACAAAGAA